CUGAAUACAGAAAGGCAGAAAACCAAAAGCACCGCAGGUCUGUUUGCUUUGACAUUAAAACAUCUAAACACAGAAGUGUUUCACUCACUGUGUUUCUGUUGAAAUCACACAUUGUCUCUCUCUGUAGCUGUGUGAUCAUUUGGUGAUGAGUUUUGUGACAGUCCAGUCUGUGAACAUCAUGACAGGCAUCAUGUUACUGAGUCUCCUCUUUAUUCCAAGUACUUUGGCUGCUUGUCCUCAAGCUUCAAACCUGUUCAUCACUGCACCAACAGAGAUGGAAGCUCUGAGUGGAUCUUGUUUACAAAUCCCAUGUAACUUUAGUGAAACCGGAACAGAAAAGUUUGACAGCACAAGACCUAUUUCUGGAGUGUGGAUUAAAAAUCACUCCAAUGUUAAUACAUUUCCAAACAAUGAGAUCUUCAACAGCAGUGGGACAGUUAACAUCUAUCCAAUGAAUAUUACAGGAAACCUGAAGGAGAGAAACUGCACCACUCUGUUUUCCAACUUAACCACAACUUAUUCAAACACAUACUACUUCAGAAUUAUGAACUGGCCGUUCAGAGCAACAGCUGCUUGUGAUCCUCUUAAAAUAACAAUUAAAGAUUCUCCUUGGAGGCCCGAUAUUACAAUCCCAGGUGAUCUGAAGGAGAAGGAGUCUGUCACUAUAACCUGCUCAGCUCUCACUCCCUGUCCACACUCCCCUCCUCAACUCACCUGGAAUCUCCAACAAGACUCUCACAACAAAAUAGAGCAAAACACAGAUGGAAGCUUUACAACUAAAAUCCAGCAGAUCAUCACUCUGUCAGACACACAUGAUGGAAAGAAGAUCAGCUGCUCUGCCAGAUAUCCUGUGAACCAAGGAAACUACACCAAGACAGCAGAGACAGAAGAGACUCUCAGUGUUUCAUAUUCUCCUAAAGACACCUCAGCAUCCAUCAGUCCAUCAGGUUUGGUGUCAGCAGGCAGCUGGGUGAAGCUGACCUGCUCCAGCAGAGCCAAACCUCCAGUCAGCAGCUUCACCUGGUUCAAGAAGAGCAGAGAUGGAGCUGUGAAAGUAUCUGAAGGAGAGAUUUACAGCUUCAAUGUAACAGAUGGAGGAGUUUAUUACUGUGUGGCCACUAAUGAUCUGGGUAAUCAGACAUCAGCAGAGAUUCGUGCUGGACAACAGAAUAAUGGUUCUUUACCACUGGGUCCACUUCUUGGAGGCAUCCUUGGGUUCGUCUUACUGAUCUGUUUGGUUAUCUUGGCUUGGUGCUUAAAGUCAAAACAUGAAACUCAACAACAGACUCAGACUGAAGAGCUGGUUGUCGAAGAGUCCACAGGUAAAACAGAAGAAGAGGAAGAAAACAUCCAUUAUGGAGAGAUCAACUUCUCCACACUGGGAUAUGAAGUGCCCUCUGGCUCAAUGCAGGACAGAGGACAGCAGCAGGAUACGGUGUACGCACAGGUGAAAGUCAACAAGCCAGAAAACAGCUUAACACAGAGUGCUCAUGGCCAAGAGGAACUUUAUGCUAAAGUGAAGAAAAAAUGAGAAGUAUCAGUUAACAACCUCUGAACAAAGAAAGAAACGUGGAGCAACGAGUUCACUGAAAUAGAACCAAUUACUUUGUGCAGUCUGUUUUAUGUCCAUGCUUCUGUACCAUGUUCAGGCAGCCGUUUGCAGAGGAUUUCCUGUGUUCACAUUAAAUCCAUGAGCAGAAGCUGUACCAGUCAAGGAACUAGUUGACUGGGCCACACGAGUAUUUCUGAAAAGGAGAAACUCAAAACCUCCUCAUAUUGUAUGUGUUUGUUGUAGGACUUCAUAAUACAGCCCGUACCUUAUUACCUAACCCGUUUUAUUGCCUCCCGACAUUUACUGAAUUUCACGUGUAAUUUUUUACCAACUAAAAGUACUUCUCGCUAGAUACAGUAGAGCAAGGGAAGUAACAGGAGCUUAUAAGGGAAGAAAAAUAUUAUUUAGUAAAAAUAACCUUUAGGGUAUCUUACAGGAAUGGACAAUGUUCCUCUUAUUACAUUGUAAUGACACAGUAUUAUCAGAGGUGUAGUCUGCAUCAGAUGUGUUUACAGAUAGAGACGGCUUCUAAAGCGAGGAGCUUUGAAGUGCUAAAAGUACGUACCUCAGACCUGACAAGGCUGGAGCCUAAAGGGCCCGACUCUAAAUAAAAUAUAUGAAAAACAGCAAAUAUAAAGACUUGUUACUAGUAACAUGGUGUUUUCAUAGCUGAAUCCUAGUUCUGAUACUACUUUCUACGUUUGAAUAUUUUGCCUGUUAUUUUUAGCUCUUCAGUGUGUAACUGAACUGUCAGUUGUAAAGAGUUCUUUGCUAUUUCGCAUUCAGUUCAGUCCUGUUGAAAAGAUGAUGUUAUCUUUUGUGGUAAGUACUUCUAUCACGUCUGAAGUGUAUGCAUCCAGCGUUAUUCAUGCUGUUCACAGUACAGUGACCAAACUUUCUACUUCUCAUGUGGUUUUGUCACUUACGUUAUCACACUAAUGUAUCUGUGUUGACAUUGUGAGUGUGAAAUACUCUGCAUGUAAUAUUUGUCAACAUUUUUUUAAGUGUUAGACUUGUGUACUGUGGGGGAAAAAAUACACCAGCCAUUGUGUCUGCCUUAAAAGAGGUUUAUUCAUUGCACUGUAAUAAAAUCCUCGGCGUACAACUUCUACAAAUACCUUAUAAUCUCAGUGACUUGAAUUGGUCCAACGUUUCACGUACUGCAAGUAAACGUCGCUUGAAA
Haplochromis burtoni (Burton's mouthbrooder) is the source of this 2735-nucleotide messenger RNA. Its product is annotated as sialic acid-binding Ig-like lectin 7. The transcript has 8 exons. NCBI's taxonomy places the organism in Eukaryota, Metazoa, Chordata, Actinopteri, Cichliformes, Cichlidae. Bases 146 to 1531 code for a protein of 461 amino acids. The record is from RefSeq and is a predicted model, not a curated record.